Lodderomyces beijingensis is the source of this 1539-nucleotide messenger RNA. The record is from the annotation of a GenBank genome assembly. NCBI's taxonomy places the organism in Eukaryota, Fungi, Ascomycota, Pichiomycetes, Serinales, Debaryomycetaceae.
AUGGAGAAGCAAACACUGCGGAGUUUAACCAGACAAGCCACCACAUCAGCCAAAUACGUGUGGCUUUGCCUUCUUUCAACAUGCGUGUUGGCGACAUAUUACCUACUCAAGCUUCUACCGAUCUAUCAUACAAGUUUAGAAAUCCCCGACUUGCCGCUGCUGGAACGUGGUGACGCGGGCGAUUUUUUGCAAUUAAAACACAUUUUCCAUCAUGGCACUGGACCUAGGGACUACAGGAUCCACAAGAGAUUAGACAUUACCCCAGAAUACCUUGGCAAACACGCGGGAUUUUUCCAAAAACAGGCACAAAAUAUGGCGCACGAAACAAGGCCAGGGCCAACCGAUGCUGAGGCACUGGACUCGUCAUACACCAUCAACACCAACGACUACGACUGGCCGCAAGUUUUCGCAGGCAAGAAUCCAUUCGACAUUCGACUCCCCUUUAAGCAACAGGAUGGCACAAUCACGAGACUACGAGAUAGGAACGAGCCCGAGUUUGUCGAGAGCUACUUGGACUAUGCGCGGUCCGUCAAUGGCAACGCCCAGAUUCUAGACAAGAUCAAUUUAGCAUGGAUCGAUGACGAGGUAUCGAUCCCCAAUAUCACCGAUAAGGACACCAUAGUCACGCUAGCUACGAUUUCGUCGAACGCGUAUGUGCGGUUCCCGCAAGAUGACGACGAAAAAAAGAAGUCGGACUGGACCGAUGUGGGAGGCUGGCAGCCCGAUGAAAACCACCGCGAUGUCAAUUUCGGAUGGCAGGACAUUGGGCUCCGCGGACACGUCUUUGUGAGUCUGGAUAACAAAACGGUUGUUAUUGGCAUCAAGGGCACGUCAGGCGCGGGGUUGCCUGGUGGCGGAAGCGACGAGACUGCCGGCAACGACAAGACCAACGACAAUUUGCUCUUUUCAUGCUGCUGUGCUCGUGUUGGGUACAUGUGGACCACCGUGUGCGAUUGCUAUGAGAAGGCAUAUACUUGCAAUCAGGACUGUUUAGAACGAGAGCUUCGGCGAAAGGACCGGUACUAUGAAGCUGCGUUGGACAUUUACAAAAACGUUACUGCUAUAUACCCAGCUGAACUGACAGAGAUAUGGGUCACGGGCCACUCUUUGGGCGGGGCAUUGGCGAGUCUAUUAGGCAGGACAUAUGGAUUGCCUGCGGUGGCGAUUGAAGCACCUGGUGAAAUGUUGGCGAUGAAGAGAUUGCAUUUGCCGCAGCCCCCCGGGUUGCCCAAGCAUUUGGAACACAUUUGGCACAUUGGCAACACGGCCGACCCUAUUUUCAUGGGUGUGUGCAAUGGAGUUUCGAGCAGCUGCAGUCUUGCUGGGUACGCCAUGGAGACUGCGUGUCAUACUGGGUACCAGUGCGUGUACGACGUUGUCACUGAUUAUGGCUGGCGGGUGAAUCUAUUGAACCACCGAAUCCAUACCGUGAUUGACGACAUCAUCUUGGUUUAUAACGAAACGGCGCCAUGUGUAUACCAAGCUCCGUGUCGGGAUUGUUUCAAUUGGCGGUUCGUGACUCACGAUGAGUAUGAGUAG